Messenger RNA from Octodon degus (degu), 3537 nucleotides. RefSeq names its product phosphatidylinositol glycan anchor biosynthesis class G (gene Pigg). NCBI's taxonomy places the organism in Eukaryota, Metazoa, Chordata, Mammalia, Rodentia, Octodontidae. Gene Ontology annotation, cellular component: endoplasmic reticulum membrane. Gene Ontology annotation, biological process: GPI anchor biosynthetic process. The record is from RefSeq and is a predicted model, not a curated record. Bases 147 to 3125 code for a protein of 992 amino acids. The transcript is spliced from 13 exons.
GCGCGCAGGCGCAGACGCAGGCGCAGGCGGCUGCUCCUCGGGAUCCCCGGGCUACCUGGCCGCUGGGCGCAGGUCUGGGCUGGAGUUCUGCGUGUGGGCUUCACGGGAAGGCGCCCCCCAGCCUCGGCGCGGGGUGAGCGGCCGAGAUGCGGCUGGGCCCCGGAGCUUUCGCCGCCAGUUGCGUGGCGAUCGAGGUGCUCGGGGUCGCGAUCUUCCUCCGGGGAUUCUUUCCGGCUUCCGUCCGUUCCGCUUCCCCGACGGGGCGCCUCGCGGAGCCCGCGGCGCCCGAGCCCCUGGCUGGAGCCAGUUCUAACUGGACCAAGUUGCCACUACCUCUGUUCAGUAAAACUGUUAUUGUGCUGAUAGAUGCCUUGCGAGAUGAUUUUGUGUUUGGAUCAAAAGGUGCAAGGUAUAUGCCUUUUACAACUUAUCUCAUGGGGAAAGGCCCAUCUCACAGUUUUGUGGCUGAAGCAAAGCCACCCACAGUUACUAUGCCUCGAAUCAAGGCACUGAUGACAGGGAGUCUCCCUGGCUUUGUUGAUAUUAUCAGAAACCUCAACUCUCCUGCACUACAAGAAGACAAUGUGAUAAGACAGGCAAAAGCAGCUGGGAAGAGAAUGAUCUUUUAUGGAGAUGAAACAUGGGUUAAGUUAUUCCCAAAGCAUUUUGUGGAAUAUGAUGGAACCACCUCAUUUUUUGUGUCAGAUUAUACAGAGGUGGAUAGUAAUGUUACAAGGCAUUUGGAAAAAGUAUUAAAAAGAGGAGAUUGGGACAUGUUAAUCCUCCACUACCUAGGGCUGGAUCACAUUGGCCACAUUUCAGGGCCUGAUAGCCCCCUGAUUGGGUAUAAGCUUCGAGAGAUGGAUGGCAUCCUAAUGAAGAUUUAUACCGCACUGCUAACAAAGGAGAGAGAGACUCUUUCACCCAAUUUGCUGGUUCUCUGUGGUGACCACGGCAUGUCUGAGACAGGGAGUCAUGGGGCCGCCUCUGCAGAGGAAGUGAGGACACCUCUAGUCCUUGUCAGCUCUGCAUUUGAGCGGAAACCUGGUGAUAUCCGACACCCUACACAGGUCCAGCAGACGGAUUUGGCUGCAACACUUGCAAUAGGGCUUGGUUUGCCAAUUCCAAAGAACAGCAUAGGGAGUCUUUUAUUUCCAGUUGUGGAGAGAAGACCAAUGAGAGAACAACUGAGAUUUUUACAUCUAAAUGGAGUACAGCUUAGCAGAUUGUUGCAAGAGAAUGUUCCAUCUUAUGAAAAAGAUCCUGGAUUCGAGCAGUUUGUGAUGGCCGAAAGGCUCCAUGGGAACUGGGUGAAGCUGCAUUUGGAGGAAGAUCGUUCUGGUGCCCUGCUCAACCUGGGGACCAAGGUGGCCAGGCAGUACCUUGGGGCACUGAAGACCCUGAGCCUGGCACUAAGCAUGCAUGUGGCUCAGUAUGACAUCUACUCCAUGGCAGUGGGGACCAUAGUUGUUUUGGAGGCUCUCACCCUGCUCCUCCUUAGCACCCCACAAGUGCUGCACAGAAGAGCUGAGCUAGAAGUGCCCCUGUCACCUCCCGUGUUCUCUCUGCUCUUCUACCUGGUGUUCCUGGUCCUGUCAGCCAUCCAUGUAGUAGUGUGCACCUCAGCCGAGAGCUCCUGCUACUUCUGCAGCCUCCCGUGGCUGGCAGCAGGGGGUGUGAUGGUGCUGGUUUCUGCACUGCUCUGUGUGAUUGCAUCUGCGCUUGCCAGGAUGGUCAUGGACAGCACUCUCCUGUGGAAGAGUGCAGCCCACCCCUGCUCGGGAUGGUCGGAGGUGGGCCUCCUCCUCCUGCUGGGCACCGUGGGCCAUGUCCUGAGCCUGGGAGCCAGCAGCUUUGUGGAAGAAGAGCAUCAGACCUGGUACUUCCUGGUCAGUACACUCUGUCUGGCUCUGAGCCAGGAAACCUGCAGGAGCUACUUUCUGGGACACAACAACGAGCUGCCACACUGUUUCCACACAGAGCCAGGGACUGUGGGGGCUACCUCUGUGCAUCAGGACUGCUUUGCCUGUGAGGCCCCCAAGGCUGGCCAGAUGGAUAAAGCUCCUUGCCCUUCUGGAACACACAGAGGUCAUGCACGCUGGGCAGUGCUGGCUGGCCCAUGGCUGGUGCUGGCCUGCUGCCGACUGCUGAGGUUCUUGAACCACACGGGGGUUCAGGGAGCUCACCGGCCAGACCUUGGCCACUGGCUCACCAGCACUAGUCACAAAAUGGAACUCUCCUGCCUAGCUGCCCUCUCCCUGCUUGUGAUCUUCAUGCUGGCUCAGAGAGGAUGCUCCCCUGUGUCCAAGGUUGCCCUGGCACUAGGACUGGUGGGUGUCUUCUGCUAUCGGGCAUCUAUUGGGAAUUUGCUGUUCCCAUGGCAACCGGCCAACAGAGGCAUUUCAAAGGGUAUUCUUGAAGCUCGUUUUGUUUAUGUCUUUGUCCUUGGCAUUCUGUUCACGGGCACCAAAGACUUGCUUAAAUCUCAAGUCAUUGCUACAGACUUCAAAGUCAAGACUGUAGGUUUGUGGGAACUAUAUAGUGGAUUAGUUCUUCUGGCAGCAUUGCUCUUAAGACCACAUAAUCUUCCGGUGUUAGCAUUUAGCCUCUUGAUCCAGACCAUCAUGACUAAAUUCAUCUGGAAGCCCCUGAGACACGAUGUAGCUGAGAUCACUGUAAUGCAUUAUUGGUUCGGUCAAGCAUUCUUCUAUUUUCAGGGCAACUCCAACAACAUCGCCACCAUUGAUGUCUCAGCAGGCUUUGUGGGCUUAGAUACUUACAUGGAGAUUCCAGCCACAUUCCUGACAGUAUUUGGGACAUAUGUGGGACCCGUGCUGUGGGCUGGCCACCUGGCACAUUUCCUGAGCGCAGAAGCAAACAGUGAUUCAGCAAUGGGCCGUGCUUGCUUCUGCUAUGCGCUGAUUUGUUCUGCUCCUGUUGCUGCAUACAUCAUUUUGGUGACAUCCCUGCGUUAUCACUUGUUCAUAUGGAGUGUAUUUUCUCCAAAACUUCUCUACGAGGGAAUGCAUCUGCUCAUCACAGCUGCCCUCUGUGUGCUUUUCACUGCCACGAGUCAGACCAGCCAUACAAGGGCUUGGAUGAAGACAGGUGCUGGAAACCAGUGAGCUUUUAAAGGUUGCUAUUUGAACCAUGGAUUUGAGUAUUGAAACAUCUGUUCAAAUGAAGGAUCAUUUUAAAAAAGUAUGAAUCCUAUGGAGUUGAUAAACAGCUUCAAUUGCACUUGAAUUUAAAUUAAACAGUAAGUAGUUUAAUAAAAGAUUACAUCAAAACAUAGUAUGUAUCAUAUUUUCCCUACUGAUCAUCCUAGAAACUUCUGAAAUUUUAAUUUCUUCUAGAUAAGUAAUAUGUUUAAGUCAUAAACAGAAAGUUUGGUCUUUGUCUUGGUGUGUGGACCUCGGCAAGCUGCAGGAGCUGUAUGGGAAGAGGCACAGACAACCUCGUAGGCCCAAGCACUUUGGUUUAUAUGGAUUCUGCUUGUUAGUGUUGCUGGCAUUUAGAAUAAAAACUAAGGCAUAA